Ochlerotatus camptorhynchus is the source of this 1244-nucleotide messenger RNA. RefSeq lists its product as uncharacterized. The record is from RefSeq and is a predicted model, not a curated record. The transcript is spliced from 6 exons. Bases 56 to 1231 code for a protein of 391 amino acids. NCBI's taxonomy places the organism in Eukaryota, Metazoa, Arthropoda, Insecta, Diptera, Culicidae.
ACCGCAUCGAGUAUUUAUUGUAGAAAGCUUAUUGAAAUUUCGCGACAUAAAUGAAAUGGCAUCUUCAUCCAGCUCGACCUUCGCAGUUAACCAGUCGAGACAGCGCCAAACCCAGCAGCGCAGUCCUUUCACCAAGGUUAAACCCAAAUUCAAGCUUAACGUGACUGCAACUCCGUUCGUUUACCAAUCGCAUACUUCGAACUCGUCGGCAGCCCUUCGCAACGGUGACAGCAUGCCCGAAAUUGGAUACAUUGGUCCAACCCAGCUACCGGUAAAUAGUCGCAUCUGGAGCAGUAUCUCCAACUACCCACUGGAGCAGGCUCCCGUUGUUCGAAGCACCACACCGAGCCAGCUAUUCCAAUACUUUCAGCAGCAGAAACAACAACAGCAGCUUCAACAGCACCAGCAGCUUCGGCAAUACCAGCUUAAGCGCCAGUACUCCUCCACGCCGCACCUGGCCAACGAACCAAUUCGUCAGUUUGGCCCGGUAGUACUGCCAAAUGGAAUCAUUCAGCUGCACCUGCGCGAUGCCGUGAUCAUUGAGAUGACCGUGGAUCGCUCGAUUAAGCUGGUCAAUAGUCAGGAGCGCAUUAUGAUGGCCCUGUCCAGCUCGGGAACAUCUACGGCGUUGAAUCAUCCGAAUGGGAUCGUGUUCCAGAAUGGCUCCCGGGUGGACAUCGUGGCGUACGAUGGUCUUACGAAGAAUUCAUUUGUUCGUUACGCCAAGAUGUGGCAGAAGGGAAUCAGCCUCACCAGUGAAGGGUGCGCUCUGAUCUACCUGGUCGAUGCAGCCGGCACCCGUACCACUUCUGAUAUGAUCAACAUCGAUUUAAACACAGAUUACAUCAGCCCGGUUUUCCACCAUGGUACUCGCAUCGGAUCCCAAUUCUACCAGGAAGCCGAUCAGAUCGCUCAGAGCGCCAACUUUUGGCUCAACGAUGACGGUACUGAAAUCUUCCACGUAAACGGUUUCCGCAUCCAGCAGACGAUGGAUGGCCUGGUGAAGGUGACCCGCAUGAACAACCGUUGCAACCUUCGAACGAGCCCCACUAAUGGUUCCGCUACGAUUACCACGCCGUACAUCCACUGCACGGCAUCGAUGGGACAAACCUCGCAUCUGUUCGUACGCCGUGAAGAAUGCCGGAUGCACUUUGAUGGCAAUUCGUUUGUCGUUCGCAACGCGGGUCAUUCAGCCGGAUUCGAUGACUGGAACAGAUUGCGGGUGUACUAGCAUUUUGUUGAGA